Molecule: messenger RNA, 834 nt
Organism: Vicia faba (fava bean)
Lineage: Eukaryota; Viridiplantae; Streptophyta; Magnoliopsida; Fabales; Fabaceae
Source: the annotation of a GenBank genome assembly
AUGAAUAAUAAUUGGAUUGAUGAUAAAAUAGAAUCCUGGAUCUUGACCAAUGAUUUCAUUGCUGAUAAAGAAAGAGAAUUCUUGGUUCAGUUCUCUACCUUAACGACAGAAAAAAGGCUGGAUCAAAUUUUAUUGAGUCUGACUAAUAGUGAUCAGUUAUCAAAGAAUAACUCUGGUUAUCAAAUGAUUGAGAAACCAGGAACAAUUUACUUACGAUAUUUAAUUGACAUUCGUAAAAAGGAUUUGAUGAAUUAUGAGUUCAAUAUAUCCUGCUUAGCAGAAAGACGAGGGUAUUUUAGUGAUAGGUAUGUUCCUUUCAUUACAGUAUUUGUAAACAAGUUCCUGGAUAACUUUCCUAAGGGUUUUAAUAGUGAUGAUAGUGAGGACGACAUGUUUGAUGAAAGAGAGGGUACCAUUUACAGUCUUUUACCUAAUAACGAGGGUAGUUGCUAUAAUUCUGAUAAUUAUGAAAGGGAUGAUAGUGACGAUCUCGACCGUAAGCUUGAUAGCCAGUUGAAGUUUCUAAGUAUGGAGGAUCCGGCAUCUAGCAAUCUGAUAGAAAUAGACUGUUUUUAUCUCACGCUUCAAUUCGAAUUAGCAAAAGCAAUGUAUCCUUGCAUAAUUUGGAUUCCAAACAUUCAUGAUCUGGAUAGGAAUGAGCCAAAUGUCUUAUCGUUGGGUAUAUUAGUGAACUCUCUUUCCAGCGAUUUAGAAAAAGGUUCUAUUAGAAAUAUUUUAGUUAUUGCUUCUACUCAUAUUCCAAAAAAAGUAGACCCUGCUUUAAUAGCUCCGAAUAAAUUAAGUACAUGCAUUAAGAUACGGAGGCUUUUGUGA